AUGGUUGAGUCCAGCAGGCUUAUGUAUAUUAGAAAUAAUCAAAAGUCCUUGAGUUGUGAAGCAUACAAAGGCCUGUCAGAUGCGUUGACCAGAGGAAAAGUUGAUACUAGCAAACAAGGUAAACGAAUAAUAUUGCCAUCCAGUUUUACUUGUGGUGCUAGAUAUAUGAUCCAAAACUAUCAGGAUGCUAUGGCCAUUUGUCGACAUAAGGGUUAUCCAAAUUUAUUCAUCACAUUUACAUGCAACCCGAAGUGGCCGGAGAUUCAAAGAUACAUGAAAAAAUGCAACCUCAACGCUGAAGAUAGGCCAUACAUUGUAUGUAGGGUGUUUAAGAUGAAGUUGGACUGCUUAGUCAAAGAGAUACGGUCGGGUAAACUGUUCGGUACAGUUACUGCAGUUGUAUAUACCAUUGAAUUCCAGAAGCGGGGUUUACCACAUGCUCACAUUAUAGUCUUUCUGGAAAGAUUGUCAACACCAUUUACGGCAGAAUCAGUGGACAAAUUCGUUUCAACUGAAAUUCCUGAAAAACAUGUUGACAUGGAAUACUACAAAGCUGUUGAAGAAUUUAUGAUUCAUGGACCAUGUGGAUUACAUAGACCAAAAUCUCCAUGCAUGGUAAACAAUAAGUGUUCAAAGCACUUCCCAAAGAAAUUUGUUAAUGUAUCAACUUGGGAUGAUGAUGGGUAUCCAUUGUACAAACGAAGGGAAAGUUCUAGAAUUGUGGAGAAGAAUGGUGUGCAGUUGGAUAGCAGAUAUGUGGUACCACAUAAUAGAUACUUGCUUCUCAAGUAUAAGGCACACAUCAAUGUGGAGUGGUGCAAUCAAUCUAGGGCGAUCAAAUAUCUUUUUAAGUACGUGAACAAAGGCAACGACAGGGUCAUUACAGAAUUCUAUAAAAGCACAAAUGAUGACCAACAGAAUGACACGGUUGAUGAAAUAGCAAUGUAUUACGAUUGCAGGUAUGUCUCUGCUUGUGAGGCAACUUGGCGUCUUUUAAGCUACGAUGUCCAAUUUAGGUACCCCCCAGUUGAAAGAUUAAGCUUCCAUCUACCUGAAUGUCAAUCUGUUGUUUUUGAGGAUGAUGAUCGUAUAGAUAAUGUCUUGAAUCGACCAACGGUCAAUCAAAGUAUGUUCACUGCUUGGUUUGAGGCAAACAAGAAUUUUGAUUCAGCGAAGCAGUUGCCAUACAUUGACAUGGCAACAAAGUUUGUUUGGAAGAAGGAUAUCAGAGAGUGGCAUCCCAGGCAGAGGGGGUUCUCAAUUGGAAGAAUUUUUUAUGUACCUCCAGGAAGUGGUGAAAUAUACUACUUGAGAUGUCUUCUAAAUGUAGUUCGAGGGCCGACUAAUUUUGAGGACAUCAAGUCAUAUAAGGGUGUCAUAUACCCCACUUUUCGAGAUACAUGUUACGCUAGAGGUUUGUUAGAUGAUGACAAAGAAUACAUUGACGCCAUUGUCGAAGCAAGCCAGUGGUCUACUGCUCAGUCAAUGAGGAAAUUGUUUGUCAUAUUACUUACUUCGAACUUGGUGAAUCGCCCGGAAAAUGUGUGGAAUGUAGUGUGGCAACAUCUAGCAGAAGAUGUACAAUUUAACAAGCGCAAAGUGUUGCAACAAGAAGAUUUGUGUUUGUCUGAUGACGAGAAGAAGAAUUUGUCCUUGAUUGAAAUAGAGCGUGUGUUACAGUCCUACAACAAGUCAUUGAAAGAUUACCCGAAUAUGCCACUUCCAAACUUCGAUGAUGCUGUUCGUUGUGAUAAUCGUCUGUUGUGGGAUGAGCUUGAUUACGAUCGUGACGCAUUAUUAAAGGAGAGUCAAACAAUGGAGAGGCAAUUGACGGAUGAGCAAAAAGUUGUGUACGAAACUGUAGUAAAUGAUGUAGACCACCAAAAGGGGGGGUUGUACUUUGUCUACGGGUACGGUGGAACUGGGAAAACAUUUGUUUGGAGAGCGUUGUCUGCAAAAAUUCGCUCGAGAGGGGAUAUUGUCAUAAACGUAGCAUCGAGUGGAAUCGCAUCUUUACUGCUCCCUGGCGGCCGAACAACACACUCGAGGUUUGCCAUACCUAUUACAGUCACCGAGGAUUCAACCUGCAACAUCACCCAAGGUAGCAACUUGGCCGAACUCAUUAUACAGUGCAAACUAAUAAUAUGGGAUGAAGCACCGAUGAUGCACAAGCAUUGCUUCGAGGCACUGGAUAGGACAUUGCGGGAUCUACUUCGGUUCACUGAUCAGAAUGCUGGAAACCGAACUUUUGGAGGCAAGACCGUAGUACUCGGUGGUGAUUUCAGACAAAUACUGCCAGUGAUCCCUAAAGGUUCAAGGCAAAACAUUGUUUCAGCUUCAAUUAACUCUUCGUACCUUUGGGAUUCAUGUCAAACAUAUCUAAGUUGUGAUACUGUGUGCAAAGCUGAUUCUGGCAAUGGUAUCCUCGCUGAUAUGCACACUCCUGAGUUCCUAAAUGGCUUGAAAGCAUCUGGCAUACCUAACCAUGCUUUAACUUUAAAGGUGGGAUCUCCGGUUAUGUUGUUAAGAAACAUAGAUCACUCGAUGGGUCUAUGUAAUGGUACAAGACUUAUCAUCACCAGAUUAUCUGAUCAUGUUGUGGAGGCAAAGAUUGUUUCAGGGAAUAAUGCAGGCCAAAUUGUCUUGAUACCAAGAAUGUCAAUGACCCCAACUGAUACAAGAUUACCUUUUAAAUUUCAAAGAAGACAAUUUCCUUUGAUGCUAUCAUACGCAAUGACUAUCAACAAAAGUCAAGGGCAAACAUUGACACAUGUUGGCUUACUAUUAAGGAAACCGGUCUUUGUUCAUGGUCAACUAUACGUGGCUGCUUCAAGGAUUAGCAACCCUAAAGGUCUACGAUUGUUGAUAGCAAAUGAAGGUACUAAGAGUAUUAACUAUACUACAAAUGUUGUGUACCAUGAAGUUUUUAAUAAUUUGUAA
This is a messenger RNA of Ipomoea triloba (trilobed morning glory), 2940 nucleotides long. RefSeq lists its product as uncharacterized. The transcript is spliced from 4 exons. Gene Ontology annotation, molecular function: DNA helicase activity. Lineage: Eukaryota; Viridiplantae; Streptophyta; Magnoliopsida; Solanales; Convolvulaceae. Bases 1 to 2940 code for a protein of 979 amino acids. The record is from RefSeq and is a predicted model, not a curated record. Gene Ontology annotation, biological process: telomere maintenance; DNA repair.